GGAAGUUCAAUGGAAGCUCUAAUGGGUUUGCUUGUACAAACUACUUCGUUUGAAAAGUUGUUAGUUAAGUACAGUAUGGUAGGUGAACCCUUUUGAACUUUGUGGUGUAUAUAUAUACAUAUAAAGCAUAGACUGGCUGUCUCUUGCUUCAUUUUAGCUUCAAAGCUUAGCUAUUUCAUGCUCAUAUAUCCUUUUCUGUUCUAAAUGACAUCGUCUAUGUCAUCUUUAAGCAAGAGUAUAAGCAGUAGCUCUAGUGAAGAUGAUGCAGAGCAACUUAGGAGAGGUCCAUGGACCCUUGAAGAAGACUCUCUUCUUGUUCAUUACAUUGCUUGCCAUGGCGAGGGUCGAUGGAAUUUGCUCGCAAAACGUGCUGGAUUGAGAAGAACAGGCAAGAGCUGUAGACUUAGAUGGCUAAACUAUCUAAAACCAGAUGUCAAGCGAGGAAAUCUUACCCCACAGGAACAACUCUUGAUUCUUGAUCUUCAUUCCAGAUGGGGUAACAGGUGGUCAAAGAUUGCACAGCAUUUACCAGGAAGAACUGAUAAUGAAAUCAAGAAUUACUGGAGAACAAGAGUGCAAAAACAAGCAAGGCAUCUCAAGGUAGAUGCAAAUAGCAGAGCAUUUCAAGAUAUAAUUAGAUAUUUUUGGAUGCCAAGAUUAAUUCAGAAAAUUGAAGGAUCAUCUUCUUCCUCAGUUGCAACCACUGUAUCAGAAAACCCAACAAUUUCUCAAUCUAUUAAUUGUUCUCCUCAUGAUUUACUAUUGCCAACAGCAGCAGCAGCACCAGCACCACCUCCUUUGCCGCAAGAAAUUUCUUGUCAGGGAGGUCUUGACCACAACUCAGACUCUAAUUCUUGCAUUUCUUCUGCAGAAUCAAUCAAUAUGUCCCGAGUAACAGAAUACCCAAAUGGAUAUUAUGUUGAUAGUAUUUGCUAUAACAUUGGACCAAUGAGUCUACCAACUAUGUCUGACAGUCCAGCCGGCGAUCGCCAUUUGGCAGAAAGUGAUUGGGUUGGAUAUGAUUUUGAAGAAAAUACGUGGACCAUGGAUGAAUUUAUGGCAAUUUAGGAACUUACAAGAAGAUUAAGGAAAUUUGGGGUCUUUCUUUUGAUUUGUUUUAAUGAUCCAAAAAAAGAUAUUCAGCGAUAAAAUAUGUGAAUUUUUUAGGAUUGCUUGUGAUAAGCAAUUUUUUUUUUAACUUUUGUACCCAAAAAUUUGCAGCAACUGUGCAUUCAAGCUUUUAUAUUAUAUGUAAUUAAACUUUCACUUUAGAUCACAAAACAGAGUACUAUAAAAAUAAAUUUUGAAAAAUCA
Molecule: messenger RNA, 1314 nt
Organism: Jatropha curcas
Lineage: Eukaryota; Viridiplantae; Streptophyta; Magnoliopsida; Malpighiales; Euphorbiaceae
Product: transcription factor MYB62
Biological process (GO): regulation of DNA-templated transcription
Cellular component (GO): nucleus
Molecular function (GO): DNA-binding transcription factor activity; sequence-specific DNA binding
Source: RefSeq, a predicted model, not a curated record